Messenger RNA from Salvelinus sp. IW2-2015, 2723 nucleotides. RefSeq lists its product as uncharacterized. The record is from RefSeq and is a predicted model, not a curated record. Lineage: Eukaryota; Metazoa; Chordata; Actinopteri; Salmoniformes; Salmonidae. Gene Ontology annotation, molecular function: calcium ion binding.
UUUUAGCGGAAACGAAAAGAAACAUCGCAGGAAAUAAUUGACAAUAGCUGGGACAGUGUAGGAAGCCGACCUGCUUGCUAAAUAGUGGAAAAAGUAAACACAACGUGACACAAAAAUGUCACGAAAUCAUUCAAAGUUCAUAUUUGUACGUUCACUACUACUUGCCAAUGGUUUAUUUACCGCAAACUGCGACCUGUCCUGGAUAAAUAACUUUAGGAAUGACGCUUACAACCCUCCCGAUGACAGUCAUGGUAAUGUGGGCAACGCCUUCUUCGCGCUGCGAAGCUGCCACCAGGUGAUGCGCGGCAAGAGCGGCGAGUUCUUCUCCCCAGACUACCUGUGCUCCAACCCACCUCUCUGGUGCAACUGGACCAUCCAGGUAGACCCUGGUAAACGUGUGCUCCUCCACCUAGAGGACUUCACCCAGUCAGACGCAUGCAGCGGGAAGCUGGACCAGAUCCACCUGGACGAGCCCCUGGGGGUCGCGGGGGGUCACAGGAUCCUGGAGAAGUGUUGGCGUGAGGCCAAGUACAUAUCCCUCUCCAACAUCCUCCACGUGGUUCAGCUGAUCAGAGGAAAACCCAGUCCACCCCACAGGGGCUUCUAUGGGCGAUACGAGGCGUUCGUACCGCCAGUCACGUACAAUGCUUAUGGUGAUACCACCGAAGAAGACUGGAAGCUGAUGACUGAACCAAAACUGAUAGAACUGGAACCCUUUCCCUCUCUGGGAAGUUUCACCAAGUUUCUUCCCAUGAAGAGGGGUGAACCUAUGGAGGCCAUUUUACUGGAGAGCCCCACCCCGCCAGCUCAGACCAACCCGGAGGUGGUGUUUGACUAUUUUGACCAACUCACUUCCUCCUCUGUGUUCAAUGAGCUUCCACCAUGGGAAGCAGAGGAGCAAAUGGUCAGAGAGGGGCUCUUCAAGUCUUCUCCUGUUCAGAGAGAGGAGGAAGAUUGGGACAGAGGAAUCUCAGAGGGGACUGAAGCAGACGAGAGCCACCUGACAAAGGAAGACUGGAAAGUGGGUAACUUGAGUGGAGAUGUGGUGGACCGUGAGUCCCAUCUGCCCUUGACUCCCACUCCCCGCAUGGUGGUCACUCGUCAUGGGACGUCAGGGAGGGAUGCCACUCAGACCCACACAGCACACCUUGGAAGUGACGCCUCCACACACCAGCCCCCUGUUUUGAAUCCCAAAUCCUCGCCACGCACUCCGUCUGCUAUGCGAAGGAACGUGGAUGCUCAAACUACAGAUUCCAUUCCUCCUACAGAGUUUAACAUUGUGUCACACACAACAGAGGUGGAUGACCAAGGUGAGGAGUCUGGCAAUGAGGAAUUGCUGAAAAUGACUCUGGGUGGGUCUACAGCAUCCAGUGACACUCAUACACCCACUGAUACCCAGGAUCCCUUCAACCAUCUCCCAAACAUGGUUGAACCGUUUUUCGACAGCAGAGAUUAUGAGAAAGCCAGAAAUCACACCGAAGUAUCACACUUACCAGAAGACUACCUAUUUGAAGUGGCUGUUGAAGUCAACUUCCUUGUGACGCCAGAGGAGAAUUGGGACCAUCUUGUGAGAUCACUGUUGAUCUCUGUGAAGUCUCUGGUUAAUGAGCAGUUGGAAAUUGUCCACAAACCCAAAACCCUAUCCUCCAAAAGAAUAAAAAGGUUGAGUGCAGGAGUGCUUUAUAUCCUCUGGCUGCAUAUUGGGGGUGGGCCAGAAGGGGUGAAGAUUCACAGGACCCUGCACCCGGCCCUGCAGGAGCUGUUGGAGAUGGUGGUUAGCCCCAGGGACAGCUCAACACAGGGUGUCAUCGUCUCUGUAUCCACCGCUGAUGUGAAUGAGUGUGUGACUCAGCUGGUGCUGUGUGACAUCAACGCUGAGUGUGUGAACCGCUUUGGUUCCUACUCAUGCCGAUGCCACUCCGGGUUCAAGGAUAUGUCUAGGCUGGGCUCAGGUGGAACCAUUUGCGUGGACACCAAGGCCGCUGAUACGGACCGGCACAACGAGUCGACGAUUACGGUGGAUCAGCAUAGUCCUGAGCAGCAGCAGCGUAACACUGGCUGUACUUCAGUGUGGUCCAGCGGGAUGGUCAAAGGCAUCUACGUGGUGUGCUUCCUGCUCAGCUUCCUCAUCCUGCUGCUCCUCGGUACCGUGGGCGUGCUGUAUCACCGCCACCACCGGGGGGCCUUCCUGGUCCACUGUCGGAGCAGCAGCCACGGGAGCGUCCCCCCCAUCCCCCCUCCUGACUACAAAAACGACGGCAACGACAACACUUCCAUCCGCACCAACUCGGAGCUGCCCCCUCCGCUCCCACCCAUACGGCGCCCUAAGGAGGGCUGGGCUCGCCCUAAGGAAGGCUGGGCUCACCCCAAGGACUGCUGCCCCUCGGUGGACCUGCCCCUGCUGCGCUUCAGCCCCCUGCUGCCUCUUGAUGGGUACAUGGAGCCAGGGGAGGGUGUCCAGCUUUGAAGAGAAGAUUGCUCUGUGGUUGUCCUGAAUGUGCAAUGAGAGCAUUGAGACCCCGUUCUGGGCAGGUUGACUUCACUGUUUCCUAAGUUCAUUAUUUUUCUGUUUAUCUUUGCCUUUUCUUUAUUUUGAUGAAAUAUCUUGACUGUUAUUACUUUUUGUAUUACAUUGUCUUUGUGUGUAGUUUUGAUGUGCUACUUGAUAUAUUCUUUGGAUCAUUGUAUAUAGUAUAUUUAACAGAGUAACUUCAAUUAAAUAA